Mytilinidion resinicola is the source of this 1599-nucleotide messenger RNA. RefSeq lists its product as uncharacterized. The coding region runs from base 478 to 1599 and encodes 373 amino acids. The transcript has 2 exons. Lineage: Eukaryota; Fungi; Ascomycota; Dothideomycetes; Mytilinidiales; Mytilinidiaceae. The record is from RefSeq and is a predicted model, not a curated record.
CUCACUACGCCGAGUAUCAUGGAUUGGUUUGUAACGGCGGCUUACUCGGAUGAGGCGAUGUAUCUGAAGCAUGACUUUAAUAGAACAGCCUCUGAUGCUGCAGCUGGAAGCGAUGGCAGUGAUGGUGACAGAGGCAAUGCUACCUCAGGCGAGGUUUCUGCAAAUGCUGCCCCAACUGAAAAUGCAACUUCUGCUAACACCCCCUCAGAGCCCAACCUCGCCGUCUUCGACGACUCAAGCCGAGACGAAGUCGAGUACGAGGGCAAAACCUACCGCUUCCUCAACCUUCUCAACCACAGAGAGGUGGAAGGCUGGAUAACACGCUACGCCGCCAACCCCGCCGUAUCAGCUGCGUCCAAGAAGCUCCACCUCGUCCCCGUCGACCUCAAAGCUAACCCCUGCAGGCGCCCAGACACGAUCGACUUCCUCCGCCGGCUCGACAAAUAGAUCAUAUUUCAGCCAGCCGAGCUCGACGCUAUGGGCUACGACUACGCCAACACCCUGCUCGUAUAUGUCGACGACCAUCUCCGCAAACCAGGCGACCCGCUCCCGAUCAUCCGCAAUGAAGCGCGCGAGGCGCGGCUAGCGCAGAUCCCAGAAACGUUGCUUAUCCGGAUCAAGCGGUCAUUUUUCGAGUACACGGAAACGCAACGAGACGACAUGAGCGAAGCGUUCUACCAGCGCUUCUGCUUUAUGCUGGCGUGGUGUCUGGUUCACGAGAUCUGCCACGCGGUGUUCGACGUCCGGUUCGCGGGGAGCACGCUGCGGAAUUCGCUUCCGGGGGCGAAGAUCCGGUAUUCGGUUAAUGAUGUGGAGAAGGAAGACGGGAGGUCUUGGGAGAGGUUUAUGUGUGGGUAUAUUAUUGACAGCUUUGAGACGGCGCAGAAUCACUCGCUGCCGGUGUGGGGGCUGCAGGCGUAUGAGUGGGCGCCGAGUGAUAGUGAGAAUGUGGAUUCCCCCGUUGAAAGAAGCCUUAGCUCGCAUCCCUGUCCACAAGCGCCGUAUCGGGGUGAGGACUGUCACCUUUGCGAAACAGUCUGGUUCCGCUUCUCAAGAUCUGAAAGACCGGAGACACCAGUAGCAAACUCACCUAUACUUAUAUCCUCCGACUCUGACAAGUCCGGCUCGAACACAUCUCAGCAGCCACCAAUCAAGGUAGAGAAUAGCAAGAAACCCGUGAAAAGAACGCCCAAGAAGACACCUACAACAAAUUCGCCUAUAAACAUAUCCUCCGAUGAGGCCGAAUCCGACGACUCUGGCUCGGACACACCAAAGCAACCACUACAAGAGGGGGGUAAGGGUAAAGAACCCGCGAAAGCGAUGACCGUGGAGACGCUGGAGCAAUCCCGGAAAGAUGGGGCGCCGGCUGAGGAGAACGAAGGUAAGGAAACUGAGCAGCCUGUCCCAAUGCAGGAAUUGUCACAGUCUUCCGCCUCCCAAAAACGGAAACGAGACGACGGCCCACCAGAAGAGACGGAAGUGCCGGCGCCCAAACGCGGGAAAAGGGACGAGGGUGAGGGUGUAAAGAAAGUAAUAGAGCCGACACGGAAAUCGACACGCAAGAGGAAGCCAAUACAGUUCUUUGGUGAGAAGUCGUAG